Mytilus californianus (California mussel) is the source of this 2703-nucleotide messenger RNA. RefSeq lists its product as uncharacterized. The coding region runs from base 147 to 1124 and encodes 325 amino acids. NCBI's taxonomy places the organism in Eukaryota, Metazoa, Mollusca, Bivalvia, Mytilida, Mytilidae. The record is from RefSeq and is a predicted model, not a curated record. The transcript has 2 exons.
GUUUACUCAGGACAGAUGUACUUUGCUUACUGCGUGGAAGACAAUAUUGGAAUAACGGGAAGUAAAAGCUACCGUUUGUAAACAUAGUAUAUCCACGCUUACUUAACACACAGAGCACGUAACUGUAUAUCCCAAUUCAAUAAGAAAUGGAAACAGAUAUGAAUGAAAAAGGUGUCGGAAUUGGAAGUCUGUCGCUUCUGACUUUGGCAGAUUUGGCCAUUGCAUUACAAGACCAAGGGGAAGACCAUAACUAUGCCAGAAAUUAUGAUGUUCCACAAACUUUAGAUGAACAAUGUUUACGAGUGAAAGAAAAAGAUCACAAUUAUUCUACAUGUAGUAGAACAGAACUUAGAGGAAGAGCAAAAUACAACCUGAAAAGAUGUUCAUCUGAAGAAAAUUUAACAACUGUCUCUACCUCAGAUAACGUAAAAUUAUCAGUUAAUGACUUCUCCCUUAUUUCUAAAAAGAGCCAUUCUUGUGAACAGGUUGUCGCAGACUCCUCAGCUGACAUAUUGAAAGCGCCAUUGGUUGAUGAGGGAGCUUCAAAUAAGCUCUGCAGUUCAUGGCCAAAAGAAAACACUUUCAAAGAGUUUAUGAAUGAUAACUUGGCAAAAAACAUUGACACAGGUCAGCUUUUCAGUCAGCAAACUGUCUGUGACCAUACUUAUGCUCGUGAUGAAAGUUCCCUUAUUUAUACAAGUAAUGAUCACACUUGUACUAAAUCUUUUGCAUGUACCGAGCCUCAGGAUCUGUUUCGAAAUGAUCACAAUUAUGACAUAAGAGGAAAGUUUUCAUUUAAUGAUCCUGAAAAGUUAAAUUCCAAAAAGUCAAAGCAUUCAAAGUGUAAUUUGAACAUGGAACAAAGUGGAAAAGCAGAUGCAUCAUUAUUUAGUAUGCAUGCAGUGAAGAACAAACUGUCAAAUUUUGAUCACAAUUAUAGUUUUCAUACAAUACAAACACAUCAACAUUUAGGGUCCGUUGAGAGUCUAGAUAUGGAUUUAUCAGAAUCAGAUACAGAUUCCUGUGAAGAAACAGCAGCAGAAGAGGAAAAAAUCUACUAUAAACAAAUGUUGAACACACAAAAGGACCAUCCAUACUCUAAGAAUGAGAUAUUGAGUUUUUGAGAAGUGAUUGUUUAUGAUUGGAAAACAUGCGAGGGAUAUUGUUUGGUACAGAGUGAAGAACUAGAAAAGUCCUUGUUGAUUAUAAGUGUUUCUCAAAGAAGACUUGUGUGAUGCCUGUGAUGAGGAUGGAUGCUAAUAUAGUAUACUUGGACAAUGUGUGAUAUAUAUUGUAUUGUGUGUGACUUAAGUCAUUGUACAAAUGGUAAUGUUGUAUCUGUUUUAUGUUUAUAUUUUUUUUUUUUUUUUCUCCAUGAGCUCACAGUUCUAGGGUUUUAUUUUAAGUGUACAGUCAUUGACAAUGUAACUAUGUCAAGUCACCAUCCCAAUGGCCAGUAGUCAACACGUCUGUGCUGAAAUGAGUUAUCAUUGAUAUGGUCAUAUUUGUAAAAUAAAUGUUAACACAACUUUGAAUUGUCCCAACUAUUACAGUCAGGGGUACUACUUGUACAAGUUAUUUUUAUUUAGUUGAAGAAGUAAAUAAUAAUAUACUUAUACAAGGAAAUUUGUUAUAUUCAUAUUUUCUUAUAAAGCAUGUGUAAGGUUUGAAUAAUCUCCCCUAAAUUUUCUCAAAAAAUUUACUUGUAUAAGUAAUUUAUUUUUACAAUCCCAAAAAUUCUCAAGUUUGGGAUGUAAAAACAUGCCUUAAACAAUUUUUCUCUGGUUAGCUCAUAAUUUUUUAUUAAAGUUCAAUGUUUCAUCUCAUUAAUUCAACAGAGAAACUAAUUGUACAAGGCCUUCAAAAAUUGCCCCUUCAAUGAUUAGUAAAGACAUCUGCAAAGGACAGACAAUUAAAAAUUCUUUUAGGGCAUAGAAGUCCUGAGAAAUUCAAGAAAAGAAGAUAGUAUGACUUUUUUACUUGUAUAAGUAAAAAAAUCUGAAAGUCUAAGGGACAUAACUAAGCCAUUAAAAUAAUUUACCUAUACAAGUAAAUAAAAUACACUUGUAUAAGUAUCUUUCAAAUUUUACUUAUACAAUUACAUUAAUAUUUACUUCUUCAAGUAAACAAAAAUAACUUAUACAAUAAGUACCCCUGACUGUAUUAGGGAUUUACUACCCCGGGAAUAGUUUAUACCUAGUAAAUUAGCUGUAUUUGGCGGAACUUUUCAGAAUUUUGUGUCCUUAAGGCUCUUAUUUGGUUCUUUAACAUGUUUAAUGUUUAUAUUUCGAGCAUCACUAAAGAGUAAUGAGGUUUUUCUUGGUAUUUUGGGAAAAGACCCUGGGCAGUUUUGGAAAUUUUUUACGAGACUUUCAAUAAAAUUGGGAAAACAACAAAUAUACCAGAUGUGAGUUUUAGUGUGUUUAGUUCUUCAGAAAAUAACUAACAGAAACAUGUUUAAAAAUAUUUUAUUUUAGUAUCAAAAUACCGUACUUCAUUAAAAAUAUUUUAUUUUAGUAUCAAAAUACAGUACUUCUUUAAAAAUAUUUUAUUUUAGUAUCAAAAUACCGUACUUCUUUAAAAAUAUUUUAUUUUAGUAUCAAAAUACCGUACUUCUUAAAGUGCACAUGUGAUAAGAAUUUACUGCCUUUUUCACCUUCAAAGUGAAGAGCUUAGUUUCGGUAAGGAUAACUAAUGGAUUUA